Molecule: messenger RNA, 6255 nt
Organism: Chara braunii
Lineage: Eukaryota; Viridiplantae; Streptophyta; Charophyceae; Charales; Characeae
Source: the annotation of a GenBank genome assembly
GCGGAUGUCUGUGGACGGAAUCACGUCCAGAAGUAAGUAGAAUGUCGUAUAGUAUGAGUAUGCGCUUAUUGUCAAUCAAAGACGUGUGAGUACGUACCCUUCUUGUCAAUCAAAAACUAACUUCUUCUUCUACUUGCUCUAGGGAGUGAGAGCAAGGCGGGCGUGAUCUCGAAAUUGCCGAAAGAGGGACGGAAGGGGGAAUUGUGUGUGCUUGGAGCAGAGUAGAGUAGCGGGGGGGAGGAACGGAUAGGUGGUUUUUAGCAGAAUCGAGGGCGCGCGCGCGCGAGCGCGAAUUCGCACCCACGAAUGCACACACAUGACACACAGACAAAGUUCAACCUCAUGCGCGCGCGCGCGAGCGCGAAUUCGCACACACGAAUGCACACACAUAAUAGAGAGACAAGUUCACACGUCAUGCGCACAAAGAAUGGACACACGAGUUCGAUCUCCUGAUGCGUCGGUGAAAGUCCGACGAAACAGUUUGUCACGUGACAAUCACCCACUUUUUCUGCUGGAGUUGUAUUGAGCGAAUACACGACAGAGAGAGAUCGAUAGUCGAAUAGAUAAGAUAGAUAUACAGACAGACAGACAGGUAAUAGAUAGUCAUAGAUAGGUAUUGAGAAGAGCGAGCGAGCGAGAGCGCGCGCAGAAGAGAGAGAGAGAGAGAGAGAGAGAGAGAGAGAGAGAGAGAGAGAGAGAGAGAGAGAGAGAGAGAGAGAGAGAGAGAUCCCAUGGAAAGGGUGUUGGAAGGUGGCAGUAGUGGUAUUCGAGAAGUUGUAGAGGGGAGAGAGCAGCAUAGCGUGGAGGACUGGUCGUCCAACAGAGUUGAGGACUGGUCAUCAACGAGAGUGGAGGACUGGUCGUCCGCUCAUUAUCAGCUGAUGGUCAAAGCAGCGUGGGGUUAACCGAUGAUUGCAGAUCGUCUGUGGUACUGACGAGACCAGUACAGGUUUUCUGUUUUUAUGUGUCUUUUCCAACGUAAAACGAUUUGUGGGAAAUUAGAAUUACUUGCAAGGAGAUAGUAGUUUUUUUUCGUCGUCGUUUUUGCGAUGGGGGAGGAUAGAGUUUGUAUAGCCGACGAAGCGGUAGUCGUCGGAGGGGAUGGUGGAGAAGAAGGGGGGGGGAGGUUUCUGCGGAGUAGCAAGGGAGGUGAGGACAGCGAUGACGGAGUCGGGGCGGAGGAGUUGGUGCGGCAACUUCGAGAGAAACUGGCGAUGGUCGAAGCGAAGAACGUCGCCUAUGUUAAAUUUCUGCGCAAGCUGGAAGAAGAUCCUGGACCGCUGAUGUGUGUGAGGUGUCAGGCGGAGGUGCGGAAGCGCCUGAGAAUGCGACGAGAGGGGGAGUGCGCGGAGGAGGGGGAGGGGGAGGGGGAGGGGGGGGAUUGGUCGGCGGAAGCGAACGUGGUCCCGCCGACCAUGGAGGCCAGCGAGGGAGGUCAAGCGGACAGUGGUAAGGCGGGGAAAGGUACGCGGCAGAGCGGGGAAGACCUCAGAGAUAAUCGCGACGGCAAAAACGCGGCAGCGAAGGACGAGAAUCGGGGAAACGGAGGAGUAGGAGGAGGGGAGGUGGUGGAGGAGGUGGUAUCACACCUUCGCGGCGACGACGGGGGGGUUGAUGGGGGUGUUCGGGCUUCUGGUGGCGACCUAGCGGAAAGGUCAGAGGACGGGGACAAGCACGAGAACUGCCCGGGGAUCGAGCCUCGACUGGAGACGGAAGAAGGACACCCACAAGCGCGAGAUGGUGAGGGUGAGGUAGGGGCAAAUCGUUCUGCGUCAGCCAUCGAGUGCAGCACGACGACGACGUCAAAUCAUCAACAUCAUCAUGACGCCAUAGCCGCCGCCAUAGCUCGACUAGAGGAGGAAGGACACCCUCAAGCGCAAGAAGAUAGUAUUCGCACUGCACGCAGUUGUUGCGGUGAUAGGCCGACGGUGGACAUGCCGGUGGCUAUGGAAGAAAGGAGGGGAGUGUGCUUGGAUGAAGAUGAAGCAGCAGACGGAGCGGCAGCUAUGGCGGCGGCGGCUAUGUCGAAAGGAAGCGGGGAUCCCUCGGUCGAGCCAUGGCGAGUGGCAGCUAUGGCGGCGGCGGCGGCGAGUCAUCCUGCGUCAGCCAUCGAGUGCAGCACGACGACGUCAAAGCAUCAAAAUCAUCAUGAUUGUGACGUCAACCUGCCGACGAUGAGUGGAACAGAGGAUAGAGAGGAAGGUGAAGAAGGUAAUACUCGCUAUGCACGCAGUUGCGGUGAUGGGGUGAUGGUGGACAUGCCGGUGGCUAUGGAAGAAAGGAGGGGAGGAGGAGGAUGCUUUGAUGGAGGAGCAGAUGGAGCGGCAGCUAUGGCGGCGGCUAUGGCGAAAGGAAGCGGGGAUCUCUCGGGCGAGGAGGCGCUGGAUGGUCGUGUUGGUGGUGGGGGUCAUGGGCGAGUGUCGAGUGCUGGUCUAGAGGAGUUUUCAUGUGGAGAAUUUGGGGAGAGUGGUGAGGGAGGUGAUGAUGCUGACAACGAAGGUGACGUGGAAGAUGAUGGGCAUGGACACGUGGACGACAGCGAGGGGUUCGGAACCGACAUGGAUGAGGAGUAUAUAUUGUCCGCCGAUCAGGAUGAUGGGGAGGAGGGGGGAGAAGAGGGAGGGAGAGAUGGGAUGAGGAGGAGGGGGAGGGGGAGGGGGAGGAGGCGCUUGGACAUGGUGAGAGCUGACGCGCGAGAUGAUGACGCGCGGGAUGAUCUCGACGAUCUUAAGCUUCUGGAUCCGGAUCCCGACAACGAAUUGUAUAGUAACCCUGUUAUUACCUCGAUGGGUGCCGUAGAAGGACGAAUCGGGGUCGGGCAGGUGGUUGGUGAUGAUGACCUUGAAAACAGUGGUUAUGGACAUAGAGACGAUAACCAAGGGGGGCAUUUAGAUAAUAAACAGUCGGACCGGAGGGCAGGCAGGGGUGUGGAGCAUGAAGACGGAGAUGACGAGGCUGAGUAUUAUGAUGAUGAUGAUGAUGAUGAUGAUGAUGAUGAUGAUGAUGAGGGGGUGGAGGAGAGGGUGGAGGAGGUGGAGGAGGGAAUGGCUCUUAUCUAUGUUAGCAGCGAGUACGCGCCCCGCGAUGGAUCGGGCGAGGAUGGUCGGCCACGUGGCAUCCCGAUCGCGACACACGUGGCAGCAGCUAUGGACGGCGAGCGGACUCUUAAGAACGAAGGAUCAGUGUUGAUUGAGCAAGCGAUGGCUAUGGCGGCGCGACGCAGUGGAGAGGAUGAUGGUCUUGAUGGGUCGGCGGCUUCGUUACGACCGGUCAUAGCUGAUUCUGAAGAAGCUAUGGCUAUGGUGGCUGGCGUCGAAGGGGAAAGGGAAGGUGAAGGUGGAGCUAUGGCGGUGGCUGGGGCGGCGGAAGGUGGGCGGGUGGUCUGUAAUUACAGAACCGAUCAUCGGCGGUGGAGGAAGACGGAUGGAGAUCGACCUGCUGUGUACGGUCAUCAACAAAGAAGGACAUCUAUGGAGAGAAAACACCUUGCCAUUUCAACGGCUGCCUCUAGAGCGAUCCGAGCAGCAGUGGCUAACACAGCUGCUGUCAAUCUGGAACAAGCCGCAAAGGGCAGUAAAGUAGUAGUAGGAGGAGGAGGAGGAGGGGAGCAAGAAGAAAAGACGGGGCAGAGUGACAGCGUUGGUGUUGCGGCGAUGGCGAAAGAGGGGGAAGAGAAGGGAGGUGCUCCAGCUUGGGCGAGAGAGGUGGAGGUGGUGAUUGGCAAGGAAGGAGGGAGUGGGGUAACGCCGGCAAGGACGGAGGUGGAGGAUCCAAGGAAGACGCCGCUGUCUAAGGAAGCUAGAGAGUACUUUCGUCUAGGACAAGUCCGAAGGAAAAAAGACUUUGUUUGCUAUGAGCAAAUUCAAGGGAGAAGGGUUAAUGUGUUGGACGGGUUGGAAUUGCACGAGGGCAUCUUCAGUGCUGCAGAGCAGAAGAGGCUGAUUGACUUUGUGCACGAGCUACAAGAGAAGGGAAGGCGAGGAGAGAUGCGGGCCAGGACUUAUUCGGAGCCACGGAAAUGGAUGCGCGGCAAGGGCCGAGUGACCAUUCAGUUUGGAUGCUGCUAUAAUUACGCCGUCGACAAAAACGGCAAUCCUCCGGGAAUCGUGAGAGAUGAUGAUGUGGACCCAGUGCCGCCAUUGCUGAAAUCAACGAUAAAGAGGCUUGUUCGAUGGCAUGUUAUACCUCCUGACUGCGUCCCGGACUCGUGUAUCAUCAAUAUAUAUGAUGAAGGAGAUUGCAUUCCACCACACAUAGACCACCACGACUUUUUGCGGCCAUUCUCGACACUUUCGCUGCUAAGCGAAACCAACAUUGUCUUUGGCUCCAAUCUUAAGAUAAUCGGUCCGGGGGAGUUUGCGGGGACAUCAUCGAUUCGGCUUCCUGUAGGGUCGGUUCUCGUCAUCAAUGGGAAUGGAGCUGAUGUGGCCAAGCAUUCGAUUCCAGGUGUGCCUGAGCCCCGGAUAUCAAUUACCUUCAGGAAAAUGGACCCCGCAAAGGUACCAUUCAAUUGGACACCUGAACCUGACCUGCAGAUUAUCAGGCCCCUUCCACUGCCAUCAACGGCGGAGAGACCCCUGCGAAGUACAGCUGCAGACAGCUCACGGGUAACUGUGUUUGAGCAGCAAACUCCUGUGCGAUGGGGGGCGCCAUCGUCAGUCAGUGUCCAUUUACAGCAUACAGAUCAAGGAGCGGACAAGGUAGAGCAAUCAUCGCAAGCAGCACGUGACCACAAACACUUCAAGCGUCAGCAGCAAGUGGAGUACGUACCGCAGGUUUCGUAUCAGCAGCAGCAGCAGCAGCCAGCAGAGCAGCCGCCGGGCUUGUCGCCACGGAUACCGCCCAGAACUCUUGUGCAUCCAUCCCCGAGAAACCGCGAAUUAAAAGGGGUGCAUGUUGGAAACAUGCAGAGUAGCAAGUCUGGUGCCGAGGGGAAGAUUUCAUCUGGACGCAUCGAGGUUGGGUCGGGACCAAUGCCGUCACCUGCUACUCCGAGUGUGGGCUCUUCAAGUACCCCUGGAAAUGGAAAGGUGGGCAGCGUAUCAGGUAAACUCUCAGCUUUUGCAGAGGAGUUCAUUCCGAGCGGACUGUGUUUGAGUCAAGCUUUUGCGUUGAAUCCGACAGCAUCUCUAGCGGCGAACCUCAGUUCAUUACCGGUCGUGGGUCUAACUCCGCCAGCAACAGUGAGCCUAACUGCACCACCACUCCUGAACUUAACUCCGCCAGCAGCGGUGAACCAGACGCUGAUGCCAGCUGCAGCGUCGGGGAAUCCAAGGCCUGUCAGUAGAGACAAGCCAAUGAUGGACAGGUGGACCAAAGAAAAGUUGGAAAGCUACGUGUCUAAUGAGAGCUACGCAGUCGGGUAUGAAGUUAACUUUGGCAGCGGUGCAUUCUUUCCCAGCGGGUCACCCCCAGAUAGUAGUCGGCUCCUGACGUCAGCAGGGAAGGAUGGAACUCAACCUGCUGAGCGACCACGUAUGAACUGGGGUGAUAUGGUGUUCGAUGAUGGCGAAGGCGAGGACGCGACAGUGGGUGUUACGGGCAGUGCAAAGAGGGGUGAUGCGAAGCCAAGGCGAGCGUCAGGCAGAAGCCGAAGGUCUAACCGCGCCAAAGUCGUUGAGGAAGCCUCACAAAGUAGGAAUGCAGAAGGGAAGGAUGGAGGGAACACACACCCUAAAGAGACUCAGCAGCAGAGGGAGCGUGGCAGAGACAAAGGGCAAGGCGGUACCGUUGGCAAGGGAAGGAGCAGAGGUAGCAGGGACUGGGAGAAAGAGAGAAGCGGAGGUGGUGCGAACAGUAAUAAUUGGAGAUCCAACCAGAACCGAAGCACUUGGUGACCUCAUGCCCCCCUCCCCCCCCCUCUUCCCCCCUUCCCCUCUGCGUUCCUUCCCUCACCCUCCCCAGCCUCCACUUCUUAUCCCCUACUCUUCCUCUCUCUCUCUCUCUCUCUGAGGGUGUAUGUGUGUUUCAGUGUAUGUGUUGGUAGGAAUUGUUUCUCUUUCUUUUGAAUCUUUUCCAGAUUAUUUCCUCCUGUUUGUUCCAGAUUUGAGUGAUGCUGCGUUUGAAAGUGCACGUUUAGCAACAAUGGAGUGGACUUUGUGAUUGAGCAUUUUCUGUCGGGAAAUUUGUUUAGCGGCCGUCGGAUUCCAAAAUGAUCUUGCGGCAGUGUUCAGGUUCAGUAGUUCUGUGGGCACAGUGGAGGGUAGAGAUGUGUCAUGUGCGUGUAGUCUUUGUUUCCGUCUGUGGCACCGCGAG